UCUUGUUUCCCGGCUGGUAAAGUGCAAAGGCUGAAGCGACCCCUUUUGCACCUGCAGCUGGGCAGUUCCUGUAGCUGCCGCUCUUGCUGGGCUCCAGAGGGUCAGUGGGAUCAUUUUUCUGCCAUGGAUUAGCAAUUUUUCUCUCUCUCUCUCUCUCUCUCAGCUGCCAGGGUAACAGAUACAGCAGCAUGACUUCAGUCAGCCCACUCCUGGGGCUAUUUUUAGGUCUGCCUGGGCUGAUGAACAGGAGAUGAAAUGACAAUCUCUCUCUCAGUCCUCAGCUGCCUUUCACCGCCCGUGCACCAGGAUUACAAACUGAAGGUUGGCUGCCCGUUGCCAAGAGGGAAGCGCUGGAGUCCAGAUCAUGUAGAAGAGCAGAUUUCGUAUGAAGAUGGGAUUGUUGGUGUUUAUGCGUAACCUGCUGCUAGCCCUUUGUCUCUUUCUGGUACUUGGAUUUCUUUAUUACUCUGCAUGGAAGCUGCACCUUCUCAGAUGGGAGGACACAAAUUCAAUGGUUCUUUCCUUUGACUCCGUUGGACGUACAGUAGGCUCAGAAUAUGACAAACUGGGCUUUCUUCUGAAGCUGGACUCAAAACUGCCUCCAGAGCUAGCAUCAAAGUAUGCAAAUUUCUCUGAGGGAGUUUGCAGACCUGGGUAUGCAUCAGCGCUCAUGACUUCCAUCUUCCCAAAGUUCUCCAAGCCAGCACCAAUGUUCUUGGAUGAUUCCUUCAAAAAGUGGGCACGGAUCAGGGACUUUGUACCUCCCUUUGGAAUUAAAGGACAAGAUAAUCUUAUCAAAGCCAUCUUGUCAGCAACCAAAGAGUAUCGCCUCACUCCAGCCCUUGACAGUCUCAGCUGCCGGCGAUGUAUCAUUGUGGGAAACGGUGGAGUUCUUGCAAAUAAGUCAUUGGGGUUGAAAAUUGAUGACUAUGAUGUUGUCGUCAGGCUGAACUCUGCUCCAGUGAAGGGUUUUGAGAAGGAUGUGGGUGGCAAGACAACGCUGAGGAUCACAUACCCUGAAGGGGCCAUCCAGAAACUGGAGCAGUAUGAGAAGGACUCCUUCUUUGUUCUGGCUGGAUUCAAGUGGCAGGAUUUCAAGUGGCUCAAAUACAUUGUUUACAAGGAGAAAGUGAGUGCAUCUGAUGGAUUUUGGAAGUCAGUGGCAACCCGUGUCCCAAGAGAAGCUCAUGAGAUCCGCAUCCUGAAUCCGUACUUCAUCCAGGAGGCCGCUUUCAGCUUCAUUGGCCUGCCUUUCAACAGCGGCCGGAUGGGCAGAGGGAACAUCCCCACCCUGGGAAGCGUCGCAGUCACCAUGGCACUGCACAACUGCGAUGAGGUAGCAGUAGCCGGAUUUGGCUACGACAUGAAUUCACCAAAUGCGCCACUACAUUACUACGAGAGCAUCAAGAUGUCUGCCAUAAAGGAGUCCUGGACGCACAACAUCCAGCGAGAGAAGGAGUUCCUGCGGAAGCUGGUGAAAGCCCGAGUCAUCAGCGACCUCACCAGUGGAAUCUGAGUUGUCCCAGAUCCCGCGUCAGAGGGAGGCAAGAGACGCACACUACAGCGAAGGGAGCAGGCAGCGGGAGAGCCACACAGGAAUCCCAGCUCAAAGGAAACACAAGAAAUGCACAGGUGCUCUGGGAGAGACUUCCCGGAUCUCCAGUCUGCACCAGUGCUGCACCUGCUGCAUCCCUCCUGGGGCUGGGUGUGGGGCUGAGGGCCGUUUCUUGACCUCAGCUCUGCAGAUAGAACUUUUGUGUCUAGAAUGAGCUGGAAAAGACUGAGGAGAGAAAGGAAGACAGGUCAGUAACACAAAGCAGAGAGUGCCAAACGGGAGGGCAGCACCACCUGAAUGUACAAAGUAAUAUUUUUUAAAAGACACUUUGUGGAAUCAUGCUAAUAAUAUCACGGUACAAAGCGAAGACUGGCUUGUGCCCACCUCCAGCAGAAGCCUGGCCUCCCCACACGCAGUCUGCAGCUCCUGGGCCUGGGAAAACAACUCCAUCCGUGACUUGACUCUUGUCGGUGCUGCUAUCAUUGAAAGGGACAAUGGCCUUCCGCUGUUCUCCACCCAGGGCUGCUCGUGGGAGCUGAGCAUGGGUUUGUUUUUCUGCACUUUCCUUGCUUCCUGCAUAGAAGCUGCAGCUGCCAUUUAUCCAGCUGCAUUUUCCACAGCUGUUUGCUCCACCCUGGCUCUGCCUUGAGCCAGGAGCCAACUGCCUCCUCGGCCUUGUGUCCUGGAGGAGUGGCAGACAGGACCCUGCCUUGAGCUGAGGGGCAUCCGGCCCUCGGUCUGAGCCAGCCAACGGCGCGCUGCGGGCAGGUGGAUCUGUGUUCAGUGGUACCAGGGUUUCUCAACAGUGUCAUACUUUAUUUUUAUGUGGGGAGAGGGAUAAUUUAUUUUCUGAGUGAGGUCAGAGGCCAUGUUGCGAUCCAAAGCUUCACAGUGUUCAGCAGCAGACAGCUACAGCCAUGUUAAUUUAUGUUCCACCCCGGUCUUGUUCCCUGCUAAUGAUUCACGGACGAUGGAACCCCCGGCGAGGGGCAGGGGAGUGACCUGACUGGAAACCUGCACUUCUUGUCCCCUUCCCGGGCAUUUCGCUUUCUUUAUUUCCUGGCUGCUCCUAUGUGGCUGCUGUUGUCAGCUGGGUACCAGUGUGUCCGUUACUUUGCCAGCGUGGCUUUGGCAUGCGGUAUUUGCACAUCUGGGUUCUGUUCCUUCUGCAGAGAAGUUGGCAAUGGACUGAGCAAAGCGACCAGGCUGGGCAGGGAAAGAGCUGGCCUGCGUUACUCAGUGUCUGCGGAAGAGGGGGGCACCUGGGAGGGGACGGAUGCCGAGCGAUGGAACUAACCUUUCCCUCCUGUACUGUAAUGUGAAUACAGCAGGCUGGGCUGUGGGACAGUAUGUGUUCUGGGUCUGAGCCCCAGUGCAGAAAUGGACUGGCUACUGGUCUGGGAUAACCUGGCCCCACUCUUCUCCUCCUGCUGCUGGCCGCACUUCUUGUGCUGCUUGAUUUGGGUGCUGGGGAGGAGGCCGUGCAGGGGUCCCAAAGCCGAGGCAGAGACGGUGCAUGGGUCACUGCACUUUUCCUGGGGUGUCCCUGUAAUUCGUUUCCAGAGGGGUCAGGGUCUUGCUCUGGAUUGCAGAGCGAGAACUUGGUCCCAGGAUGUGUAACUAACCCCAGGGCAAGGGGCACUUGGAACAGAGCCUCACAAAGCCUACAGCUCGACUCCGGCUCCUCCAACCUUUCCUGGGGCAGGGCUCAUAAACGUGGCGAGGGAGAGAGACCCAGGCAGGUUUACCAGCGCAAGACACACUGCCUGGGUCAGAACAGAGAAUCAGAAAUGGGCGAGCUGAGCUCCAGAAAGGCUUGUGUUAGAGCUGUGUGAGUGGGCUGGUGCAGUAGGCAAUGUCGCCUGCGGGGGUCGAGGGACGGCCUGACACAGGCCUGGUGAGACAUGGCUUUGGGUGCAGGCAUGGGCUGCCUCAGCAGCGCUGCACUUCUGUGCUCCCGAGCGUGAGCUGCCUGCUCAGAUCGCUGCAGGGAGAACGAGCUAUCUCCUUGCAGCUCCCACGCUUGGACAUCACCUUGGCUUUGUGUCUGGGGCCGCUCUGGGGCGUGUCUUCUCUGAACAGCUUGCCGAGACCUGGCCCUGUUCCAGUCCCUCGGAGACAAGGCAGCUGGGGGCCCUUUCCUGCUCCUCUCUGGAGGGUGGGUCUGCCUGUCUACACCUCCCUGCUUUCUCUUUUGCCUCUGGCUCUCUGUCCCUGCUGUGUCAGUCCAUCCCUCCCCGUGCUGCUCAGAGGAGUUUGCAGGACACUGGGCUUGUGCUGUGGUGGGAACUUGUUUGAAUAUUCUCCUGAGUUGUUUUUCCUGUUCCAUUCAGCCCAGGGAUUGUGUUUCAGAAAAUGCCACACGCAGAAAUUCACACUACAUUUCCCAGCCUUCCAAAGCAACCCUUGUGCGUGGGGCAGAGUUCCCAGCCCAGCCCUCCUGCUUCCUUGGCCUGCCCUGCUCAGAGGGGCUCAGGGCACCUCCAGACUGCAUCCUCCCUCCUGCAUCUGCUACAGCAGGGUGGGAAGCACUCGCCCUGAGAGCUUGGGAGCUUUGUCCAAGUGUUCUCCAGGCUGGACCGUACUCACUUCCCUCCCUCUUGUCGCGUCAGCUCCGCGGCUUUGACCGUGUUGUUACUUUUGCAGUAGGGCAGGACCCAGCCAGCCGGGGAGUGCAGGUGCCAAGAGCUGGCUCCGGGCCCGCAACGGCACUGUAGCCCAGCCAGCCGCAGGAGAUGCUUUCCUCACACCUGUGCCAGGGAGGGUGUCGAUGGUCAGAGGAGAGGGGCUGCUUGCCCCACCUACCUGAUAACAUCAGUAUUACACAGCAGGCAUGUGUGCUGGACCCCUUCCCUCCUUCAGCAACUGUCUGACUUCCUGUAUUCCCCCAGCCGUAGCACAUCCCCAGACCAAUUCCUGCUGGAACCAGCGCAGUUCUUCGCAAAACUUCUCCUCUAGGUGUGCAAGGGAUGUGAGGAAGGGAAGUGACUUCCUUCGGCUAACCCUGUUCUUCAGCUGGGUCACCUGCAUAGCGCCCUGCUAUUGAUCCUUCUUAGAGCAGUGAGCAGUCCUCUGAGACCUCUCCUGCCCUGGACUGAGUGUAAAUACGCUGCCCCCAGGAAUGGCCCCAUAGCCUUUCAGUGCCAGAGCAAACCAGCCGCAGCCCCGUGAUCUCUCCCCAGUGUGUGCGAGGAAGGGGCCCUGGGGGAAGUUGCCCCGCAGCGUGGUUCUAGGUGGAUUUUGUGAGCGAUGGUUAUGCACGCCCUUCCUGCCACCUCUAGAUCCCUUGGUCCUUGACAGGUGCAGACACUGGCAGACUGUAGCCCUGCCAGCUUGCCCUGCUCCUGCCCAGUCACUGCGGUUAUGGUGCUGAUGAUUUAGAUCAGCGUAGUGCUGAGGAGCCCCAGUCCCGGACCAGGGCGUCAGUACGGUAGAUGCUGGACAAAACAAAUAGAAGGACAAUCUCUGGCCCGAUCUAGGUGUAAGCCACGAGACAACAGAUGGAUCCAGACAGACGAGGGAGCACGAGGAAACAGUGAGACAUGGGUCAGCACACCAGCGGCCUCACCAGAACCAUUGUCAAGCUGUUUGUAGAUGUCAUGGCAAGGAGAGUUUUAAGGGGGACUUGGCCCAUGCUCGUCGCCAGAGGAGUGAGUGUUAUGCCAGGGCUGUCACCAUACAGGCCAGUGCCCUCUGUCCCUCUGGCAGUCAGAACUGAAGGGUUUCUUCUCCUUUUCUCUACCCACUCCUAUGCUGCCAGCUUGCUGGUUCCCAUGUAUCUGAGUCCAAGGUCCCUUUUCUCUGUUCACCGCCGCUGCUGGAGCUGGCUGGACGCAGUGCUUGUGCAGUGCUGUGCUCCGGAGAGCCAGCGGCAUGGAGCUGGGUGCUGCAUGAAGCAUUUCAGGUUAGACUGGCUCUGUGAUAACCUAUUGCCUGGGCGACCCCCUCCUGGCCCAGCUCAGCCAGGACUAGCUGCAGGGGAGGCGCACCCCCCUCUGGGGCUUUGGAAAUGGAACUUGUUCGGGUUUUGUCAUGUUUAGGUGCCAUUACAAAGCCUCACCGGAGCUUUUAUCCCUCUGAAUCAGCCCACAGAGCAAACUCCCUCCUUUGGCUUCACAGGAGCGUCUCAUCCCUGACUGUGAGCUCAGUCCUCUCCCGGGACCUAAGGAACCACAGCUACUGAAGUGCCAGAGUGGAGUUCCUGACUCCUCGCCCGCUCCGUCUGCCACGCUGCAGCUCUCUGUAGGGCCUCUUGCAGGAGCCCCACUGAGGAGAUACAGAGAUCCUGGUGCCGGGGUGACUUUGGGUAGGCCACGCUGCUGGCGUCACCCACACACCUCCAGGGUGUGGGGUUCUGCUGUAGCUCACGAAAGCUCAUGCUCAAAUUGGUUAGUCUCUAAGGUGCCACAAGUCCUCCUGUUCUUUUUGCGGAUACAGACUAACACGGCUGCUACUCUGAGACCUGUCCCAUCUCGUGGCACCGAGACCACAGAGAGAGGGAGAGAAAUGAGUCUGCUCUACAGCCUUAGCUAACAGCCAGUUGGCCUUUAGCGCAUGCGGUGGAGGCUCCUGCACUGAGGUCCCGGGUUCGAUCCCGCCCGCUGAUGACCGGGGUCUGUUGGUGUCACACUGGGCCAGAGGAAACAUCUGUAGCACUCCUGCAUGCAGUGGAAUGAAAGGGAGACGGCAGCUCGGUCUGCGUGGUUCCUUGUCCCUGUCGCCAUCUCCAGCAUGUGGUAGCCCCAGAGGGCUGUCGGGCAGGAGACCCCGGGGUGUCUGUGCUAACCAGAAGGCAGUUAGUGCUUGGCAAGGCAGUGCCUGGCUGGUGAAGGGAGCGGGCCUAGCCAGCACACCCCCAAGAAGCUGCUGGAGUUGGUUCUAACCCACAAGGCAUCGCCUGCUGUCUGGGUUUGGUUCAUGAAGCAUAAGCCUGGCUGGUCUGACCCUUUUUCCACACGCACCUGCAACCGUUGCACACUCCCUGGCACGUUGGAGCUGGCAGGGCUGGAGUCGCUGAGCCUGUGGGUCCCAGCAGGGCCCAUAGGGCAAAGGUGGUCUCACCUUUCCAUUGGAGAAGAGAGAAUCCUGGGCAGUUCUCAGCCGCCUAAAUAUGGUGCUGGGAGGCCUGACGUCACUGACAGGAGUCGAGAUCACAGAGGCAAUCAGCUGGCAAGGAAUUUCUCUAGAGGCGCUGAGACUCCCGCAGGCCAUAGCAUGCUGUCCCAGAGAGCCGGAGUGUCUGGGAGCUAGGACGUGAGGAGACGCGAGUGACUCUACAAUUCCACCCACACCUGGAGCCUGCAGAGAAUGGUCCAGAGCUGCCAUUGCAGGGAUCCCUCGGAGCUGUAUAGCCAUCUCCCACAAACACACUGCGUGCACCACAGACAGUCAGACUAAAGCAUCUCGGGAAUGGCUUGUUGGGCAUUUGCCACUGACCAUCUGGGUUCGGCACAGCAACAGGGUGAGAAUACCCUCCAACCAGAGGCUGCAUGGGGCAGGAAUGGAGGAGGUGGGAGCCCAUCAACUGCAGAGGUGCCUGAGAAGUGGUGUUGCAGGAGGGGAAAGGGGUGAGAGCUGGAUGCUACGGCCGGGAGCAGGCACUCCAUGGGCAGUGGUUACACGCUGUCCAGAACAGCUUCUCCUGCUGGCAUUCGGCUCCCUGUGCUGGCUGCUCCCGGCUGUUUGGAGCAGGCACAAGGCUCCCUUCGUCUGACAGAAAAAAGGGCUCCCAUGAUCCUCAGUAUUGCCAAUAAGAUGGAUCCACCAGUGGAGGGGGACCCCAUGGCAUAGGGGUUCUACCUGUCCUUUGGGCAGUCAUGUUUGGUUGGGGGUCGGAAUCUGUCCAGGGCCGCCUUGCCUUGGUGCCACAGAGACUCCUUGGGAGCCUCUGAACCACUGCAAGAGAAGGCCAGAUUCCUGAUCACUGGUGGGACUGACAGUAUAGAUGGCUGCUCUUCAGGGCUGGUGGGUGGAAUGGGGGAAUGACUGUCUCCUCGUGAUAUAUUCCUCCUCCAAUUAACAAUGUCCUGGGAUAUAGAUGGACCAGACAGGAGUGGUGAAUGUGCAUAGGGGAGAGCAAAGAUUUUGUCUGGGGAAAUGUAUGUUUCGACUGUCUUGGAGUACGAGGAAGGUGGUGGCUGCUUGGAUGAGACGAGAAGGAUUUACAGUCUUCCCAUACCUCCAUGACUGACUUCUCACAGGCAGCUCCGUUAAGGGUGUCCAUGGGUCAAUCUGUGUUCUGCUCAGCCUUUUACCUUCCCUAGAUGUCUGAGUCAAUCACGACAAAUCCACAUCGACACCCAUGAGGUGCAUAGACUUUGUAGGGGCGACAUUUGACUUGACUACAGCUGGAGCGUAGCUACCUCUCGAAAGGUUUCAGGCCACGAGCACUGUCAUACUGCAGAUCACUAUCAGAACCAGGACAUCAGUCAGAACUUGCCUGUCCCUCCUUGGCGACAUGGCUUCCUGCACACACACGACACUGUUCUCCAGGCUACAUCUAUGAUGCCUACAAGCCUGGCUUCUCUCUGUGUACUCACCCAAAAGGUCACCAUAAACAACAAGGUCAUGAUUCCGCCCAAGAUAUUAGGCUCUCAGUAUUGUCUAGUGGACAAAACUGGAGACGGUUCAGUUAGGGAUCCCUUUCCUCAAACCAACAUCUCAAGCAACCAUCUCAGCUGACACCUCCCUUUUGGGUUGGGGUGUGCACACGGGCAAUCAUAUGGGACAGGGUAUCUGGACCCUCCUGACUGUCUGUGGUGCACGCAGAAUGCACAUCAACUUACUAGAAUUCAUGGCAGUCCAUUGGGCCUACAAUGCUUUCCUCCCACUCAUCCAAACCAAACGUUCAGAUACUGUUGUCUUAGUGUCCGACAUUAUUUUAUAUAAAGCAAGGGGGAACGCAAUCUCUCUCUCUGUGCAUAGAGGCAGUCACCCUCUGGAACUGGUGCAUCAACCAUCACAGAACCCCAUCAGCAGCAUAGUUAUUGGGGGUGCAAAAUUCCCUAGCGGACUGCCUGAGCAGACACUAUUCUGUGAAUCACAAAUAAGAAAUUCAUGAUUCAGUUCUCAAUGACGUCUUCAUUCAAUGGAGAAGGCCGGCCUGGGACCUUUCCACCCAGAGGUGAACAGGAAGUUCUCAGUA
Messenger RNA from Chelonia mydas (Green sea turtle), 8699 nucleotides. It is a transcript of the gene ST3GAL3, whose product is annotated as ST3 beta-galactoside alpha-2,3-sialyltransferase 3. Gene Ontology annotation, molecular function: sialyltransferase activity. The record is from RefSeq and is a predicted model, not a curated record. The transcript is spliced from 12 exons. Lineage: Eukaryota; Metazoa; Chordata; Testudines; Cheloniidae. The coding region runs from base 386 to 1516 and encodes 376 amino acids.